Harmonia axyridis is the source of this 1442-nucleotide messenger RNA. RefSeq names its product aminoacylase-1-like. Gene Ontology annotation, cellular component: cytoplasm. Lineage: Eukaryota; Metazoa; Arthropoda; Insecta; Coleoptera; Coccinellidae. Gene Ontology annotation, biological process: amino acid metabolic process. The record is from RefSeq and is a predicted model, not a curated record. Gene Ontology annotation, molecular function: aminoacylase activity. The transcript has a single exon. The coding region runs from base 86 to 1276 and encodes 396 amino acids.
ACUUCUUGAUAAUCUAUGAUUUCACAUUAACAAUGAUAUUGUCUAGAAACAGUCUGUCUGCUUCUUGUUAUAGAUAUUGAGCAUUAUGGAAAAUCUCAAUAAGUUAGCAUUAAGAAAUUUUCAGCAAUAUCUUCAAAUCCCUACAGUACAUCCAAAUGUUGAUUAUGCGAAAUGUGUAAAAUUUCUAGAAAAUCAAGCAGAAGAACUCCAACUUCCGAUUCAGGUGAUAUAUUUGAAGCCGAAAAAACCUGUAGUAAUCAUAACGUGGAUGGGAGCGCAAGUUGAAUUGCCUAGUAUUUUUUUGAAUAGUCACAUGGACGUUGUUCCAGUAUUUGAAGAACAAUGGAAAUAUAAACCUUUCGGCGCUGAAGUCCAUGAAGGAAAAAUAUAUGCAAGAGGAUCUCAAGACAUGAAAUCCGUAGGUAUACAAUAUUUGGAAGCAAUUAGAAGAUUGAAAUUGAAUGGGGUUAUUUGCUCAAGAACUGUGCAUGUUUGUUUUGUACCUGAAGAAGAGAUAGGAGGCGAAGAAGGUAUGAAGCUGUUUACAAAAACUGAAGAAUUCAAAAAACUGAACAUAGGGAUAGCUCUGGAUGAAAGUAUUACUAGUGAAAAUGAUGCUAUGAUAUUAUUUUAUGGAGAAAAAUGUCUAUGGCAAUUCGAUAUCUACUGCGAAGGACAAACAGGUCAUGGUUCACUUUUACUUGAUAAUACUCCAGGUGAAAAAGUAGCUUACCUUUUACAGAAAUUCUACGAUUUCCGUAAAGACCAAGAGAAAAAUUUUCGAGAAAAUCAUAAUUCAUUAGGAGAUGUAACAACAAUAAACUGCACUAAAAUCAGUGGUGGAGUUCAAGACAAUGUAAUUCCAAAUAAAAUGCUCUUGACUUUUGAUUGUAGAAUUUCGACCAAAUCAAUAACUUUGAAAGAUUUUGAAUGUAUGAUAAAUAGUUGGAUAAAAGAAGCAGGACCCCAUUGUUCGAUUUCAUACCAUGCUAAAGAAAGUGGAACACCUAACACUGAAUUGAAUGAUUCAAAUAUAUUUUGGACAGCUUUUAAGAAAGCAACAGAUAAAAUGAAAAUUAAAAUAAAAACAGAAUUGAAUUGUGCUACUUCUGAUAGCAGAUAUUUGCGGAAAAUGGGUAUUCCAUCAUUUGGUUUUUCACCAAUAAAUAAUACAAAAAAAUUGCUUCAUUCACACAAUGAAUAUUUAGGAGUAGAUACGUUUUUGAAAGGCAUCGAGAUAUACUGCGAAAUAAUAAGAGAAAUAGCAAAUGCUUAGCUGAUAGCAAUUUUAUCUACAAUAAUCAUAAUACGUAAUAAUAAUCAAAGAUAAAAUGUGGAAAACUUGAAAAAAAUAUAUUUUUUCAAAGUUUGAAUACUUCAGUUGAACAAAUAAUAAUAUAUAAACAUAUAAUGUGAUUGAAAUGAAAUAAAUAAAUUGUAAU